Suillus clintonianus is the source of this 751-nucleotide messenger RNA. RefSeq lists its product as uncharacterized. The record is from RefSeq and is a predicted model, not a curated record. NCBI's taxonomy places the organism in Eukaryota, Fungi, Basidiomycota, Agaricomycetes, Boletales, Suillaceae. Bases 104 to 751 code for a protein of 215 amino acids. The transcript is spliced from 3 exons.
GAGUAUGCCACACGGUCAUGAGCGCCCUUACUUAAGAGUCUGUUCGCGAUGUGGCAGCACAGGGGUUCCUCCCAUCUUUUGCCCAUAAACACCACCAUCUGCUAUGCCCUCUGGUGCAGAGCGAAGAAGGCGUAAAGCCGCCAAUGCAGCCAAUGCAAGGCGCACGCCCACUCCAUCUCCUCCCGGCGACGACAUGCCCCUCGCCGCGUUCUUCGCUCAAUUUGCAUCCUUCUCAUUCAACGAAAACCAGUCCUCAAACAAGAACUAUGAUCGCCUGAUCAAGACCCUCAAAUGUAGCCCCGAAGAUACAGAGAGACGUGCGGUGCGGGAGGGGUUCAAAGACGCGCUCGUUCAGGAAUUCAACGAGCGUUUCGGAACUGACGGGAACGAUAUUUCCAACUGGCAGAACUUGUGCAAUGUGCUGCGAAUCGAUCCUGUUCCAGAUACAAUCGAGGACUGUCGCAAGUUCGUUUGGGACACACAUGUCAACCUUGUAGACCUGGUUGAUUCAGCGAGGACUGGCAAGCCUGUCAAGCUGUUUGCGUCCCUGGAAGAAUUGAAGACAUACACUCUCGGGAAGCCGGGGAAAAUCUUUCCGAAGGAGAAUGCGUAUCAAGGCGGGUUACUGAAGGAGUUACUGAGGGAGAUAAUACACACAUACCACGGGUCACGCAGGAACGGGAGUGCGAAGAGGAAAGAAAGAAAGAGAAAACGGAAGGCCGCAAGGACAGCAGCAGCAGGAGGUGACUGA